AUGGAGCGGACUGAUAGGCUUUUAAGAGAGCUGCAUGCAAAAGACGAGAUUAUUUCAGAGCUGAAGAAGAAUGGCAGGCAGGAGAGAGACCAUGUGAGAGACCUCUACAAGAAAGUGGACGACCUCCAGGAGGAGAAUGGCCGGCUGAAGGAGAUCCUUCGAAGCACAAAAAGAAAUCUUGCUGUACAUGAAAGAAAGGCAAAAAGUGCAGAAAGAAGAGGGCUUGUCCAGACACGAAAGAUCCUUGGCCUUACCAAGGAGCCUCACACUGCCCUUAUUAACCGGGUUCUUACACUGGAGUGGAUUGUAAGAGAGCUAGGCACCCAGCUUAAUUUCCCUGUGAAUGAAAUUAUUUCUCUCUCAGAAAUAUGCAUGGAGAACGACCCGCUCUUGAGAAAUGUCCUGCAGAAGAAUGAGGAAGAUAUCAAUAGCAAUGAUUUAAUCGAUUAUUUAGAUAAAAAUGGCGUAAAUAGCAUACUGGGCAUAGAAAUUGAUCGCUCUCUUCUAGAUUAG
Nematocida ausubeli is the source of this 513-nucleotide messenger RNA. RefSeq lists its product as uncharacterized. Bases 1 to 513 code for a protein of 170 amino acids. The record is from RefSeq and is a predicted model, not a curated record. The transcript has a single exon. NCBI's taxonomy places the organism in Eukaryota, Fungi, Microsporidia.